AUGCAUCAAAUACUCCCCAUCUUCUGGUUGAGUCUAUUCUCAACCAUCCACGCCAAUAAAUUCAACAUCCUGCACCACCUCGGCGCCAACUCCCCCUGGUUCGCAGGACCAAACAUCAACAACAUCCCACCCACCAUCCCCGAUGAAUGCACCGUCGACCAAGCCAUCUACAUUGUCCGCCAUGGAAGUCGAUAUCCCGACCCGGGUGCCUCUGAAGAAUGGGAGGAUCUUUACAAGCUGUUCCAAUCAUCGACAUACAAUGCAUCAGGGUCGUUGAGCUUUCUUCCAUCGUGGAGGCCGGUAUUAAGGUAUCCGGAUGAAGAGAUUGGGCAGGUUUCUCUUACGGGGUAUAAAGAGUUAUAUAACCUCGGCGUUGACCUUCGAUUCCGAUAUCCAACGUUCUACCGAGGUAACUCGCCUUUUCUCCUCUGGGCGAAUAAUUAUCCUCGCACGAUUGAUUCAGCCAGACUCCUCGCCCUUGGCUACACAGGCCCAAACACCACCCUCAGCACAAUCUACACCAUCAACUCCACAGCCCCAGCCUCAAAAUCCAACUCCCUCGCCCCCUCAGACCAAUGUCCCAAUUUCUCCGACUCAAGCGGCGGCGACCACACCUCCACCUGGGACGACAUCUAUCUCCCGCCAAUAACGCAGCGACUGAACGAGUUGAUUUCCGGCGGGAAUCUAACACUCACGGAUGCGCAGGUUGCACUAUUCCCGUAUUUGUGUGCUUUUGAGACGCAGAUUACGGGGAGAAGGAGUCCGUGGUGUGAGGUUUUUACGGAAGACGAGGUGAGGCAGUACGAGUAUCGGCAGGAUUUGAGGUAUUAUUAUGGGACUGGCCCCGGGGCAGGAAAAAACAUGACAACAAUGUUCCCCAUCCUGCAAGGCAUCGUGAAUCUGCUACAAGGAGGACCAACAGCUACAGCCACAGCUAAAGUGGACAACAACAACACGACAACAGAGAUACAAUUACCACCUCUCAUUGUGGCCUUUACACACGAUAACCAGAUUAACGAACUGGCAUCGAUUUUGGGGGUUUUUGACAGGCAAGAACCGCUUUCUGCGGAUGGGAUUGAUGAAGAGAGGGUUUAUAUCAGUAGUAAUAUUACGCCCAUGCGAGGAACGAUAACAUUCGAACGGUUGAACUGCGAGGGAAACACGACGAAUAUUCGAUUCUUGCUUAAUGAUGCUGUGUAUCCUCAUCCAACAUGCCAUUCUGGUCCCGGUGAGAGCUGCCCACUUGAGCAGUACGUUGGAUAUGUAAAGGAGAAGCAAAAAGUGUAUGGAUCUUUUGCGUCUGUUUGUGGAUUGGCCGAGGAUGAAAUCUCCACGGCUGGGAGGGAUGGAGCGGUUACUUUUUUCCAGGACUUGACGCUUUCUUUUUUGAGGGCUGUGAAACCCUGA
Molecule: messenger RNA, 1407 nt
Organism: Aspergillus wentii DTO 134E9
Lineage: Eukaryota; Fungi; Ascomycota; Eurotiomycetes; Eurotiales; Aspergillaceae
Product: putative histidine acid phosphatase
Exons: 8
Coding region: 1-1407 (468 amino acids)
Cellular component (GO): fungal-type cell wall
Molecular function (GO): acid phosphatase activity
Source: RefSeq, a predicted model, not a curated record